This is a messenger RNA of Amoebophrya sp. A25, 4052 nucleotides long. The record is from the annotation of a GenBank genome assembly. NCBI's taxonomy places the organism in Eukaryota, Dinophyceae, Syndiniales, Amoebophryaceae.
AAGUGUGGAAGCGAGUCUAGGUCCGUAAAUACUGCGACUAUUUGUUACUGCAAGUACCUGCGCGACGGAUGUAGAGGCGUAGUUUUUCGUAAAUCCAUUGUUUCUGUCUCAGUCACCCAAAAGAAUAAGAAAGCAAUAUGUAUCGUGAAGAGCACUGGCGCGACCCUUCCCGUGCGGGCAUCACGGUCCCGAUCGGAGAUUUGGCGGGCUUGUCGAAGGGUGCGCGACCGGACCAGCGUAUCACGGAUGAAAUGACUCUGGAGGCGUGUCGAAAAAACCAAGGUUACGAAAACCCACUGUUAAACGACUCGCUGUGUCUCAACUACAAGGGCAUUGCACGGAUCGAAAGUCUAGGCGCUUAUCGCAAUUUGCACUGCCUCUACCUCGAUUGCAACGGCAUCACGAAAAUCGAACACCUGGACCAUAUGACGCAACUUAAGAGCCUCUACUUGCAGUCAAAUUGUAUUUGUCUUUUUGUUUUGCUGAAGAAGUAUUAUGUUGGAGCAGAUCGAUGUGUGAUUUGACCUCGUCAUUUCGUUCUAGGUCGUGCUGGUGCAAGAAAUAAAGGUGGCGAGAGAGUUUGGGACUCGCGGCAAUUGGCAACCAUUCGCAAAACAAAGAAUUCGACUUCCACUUGCUCUUUUUCUUCAACUAGAUAUUCCACUUCAGGCAUUACGAAGCUCCACUUCAGGUAUUACAUUUGAAUUCCACUUCAGGUAUUACAAAGCUCGAGAACAUUCCCGCAAGUCUUUUGGUGUUGAAUUUGCGGGAAAACCGUAUUGCGAAAAUCGAGAAUUUAGAGCAUUGUCUUGCUUUGUCGCAGAUCAAUCUUGCGAAGAACAGGCUGAUGAAUGUCGAGUCACUUAGUGGACUUCGAACACUAGCGGCGCAACCCGGAAGCGACUUGCAAUCGAUAGACAUCAGCGCAAAUUACAUCGACGAAGAGGAUCCCCUAGUAUCCUUUUUCGAUGGCGAAGGCGAGUUAUCGGAAAGUGCGGAGAAGGUGUUCGAAAAAUUGAACUGCGUUUUUCUCCAGAAUAACCCCAGUGUUCGGCGAAUCAAGAAUUAUCGGCGCCGACUAGUCGCGCAGCUGCCGAACCUGACGUACUUCUAGCAUCUACUUACCUGAUUCCUUCUAGGCUCGCUCAGCAUAGUUGCGCCUCUAUAUUAGUGGCGUAUCAAUAGCAGUCAUGACAACUACUUCAAUUGAUUUGCACUUGCUUGCACUCUAGAAAGUUUUUCUUUCCUUCGAUUCACCAAUAGGUUUUUGGACACGAAGCAGGUGACCGAGGUAGAGCGCGUGAGCGUACAGGGCUGGGUUAAUGGCGGCGCGGACGGUGAACAAAAUGCGAAGAGAGACUUCUAUUUGCGAGAACGAGAACAAAAGAGAAUCGACCUCGAAAAAUUCCGUAUUCCUACCUUUUGUCAUGCUUUUUGGAAGAAGCUUUUCGUAGAACUUGUAGACAAUCACAUCGGGUAGCAGAUCAUACCAUUCUUGUACAUCAACGAAGUUGCUCUACUCUUCGUGUUGGGUAAAAGUCACCUACCCAGCACUUAUUCGAUUCUGAUGCCUAGUACGAAAGCACUUCCUGAGAAGGUAGAGUCCAAGAGCUCGCGAAUAAGAAAUUGCAGAAGCAGCUUAAGCGACAAGCCGCUGAACAAGCCAGCAAAGAAGCAUAUCAGCAAGGAAGUGAGUUGCCUUCAGGGUAUGUCGAGCACGACCCUCAGCUUCCGAAGAUGAAACGAGCAAGCAACGAAAGUUGGGUUCUUGUAGACUCCGGUGCAGGUGCGCCUGAGGCGGCAGCUACCCAUGAUGGCGGAUCCCCAAGAACAAGAGGCGGAAAGAAAGAAGGUAAUACUGCAGGAGGUAAUUACACUGCAGGAGGAGCAGCGACCAACACUACUAGUCGGCCUGCGUUUUCUCCUCCCUCACGAAGUAACCACACGAAUGCCGGCGUUUCGAGCAGCUCUUCUGGUACUCCAAGUGAUAAGACAGCAGCAGUGGCACCCGAUGGAACGCACCAAGACGAUUUGACGUUGGAGAAUCUAGAUAAAUUGCCGUUUUCAAAGUUGGAUCCGCGCACGCUGCUUCCAGCGGCAGCUGCGGCAGCGGGUACAACCAGCCAUACGGGAGGUCCGUCGCAGGGCACAAAAAAAGCAUCGUCACGUGGUGAUGGAUCAGACACAGAGGAGAAUUCUGAAUACGCCACUGCAAUUUCAACUUCGGUGCAGCCCUCAAGCGAACCCGGGAUGAGUUCGGAGCAAGUAGCGCUUUCGGCUGACUCAACUGGCUUCGGUGUUGAUUCCCGUGCGCCCUCGGAAGAGAGUACUCAUGCGUUCAUAAUAAGUUUCUAUCAGCAAGAACAAAGAGGGAAUUGACAUGUUGAACCAUCGGAUAAAAAAUCACACUCAGGUUACUCAGUCUCAUUGGAUUUUUUGACUACUUGAUUUUAAUGUCGCUACAACACCAGGUGCGAGUGAGGCGGCUCCGGAAUGGUAUUGGACGAAGCUGCGUGACGAACGGCUUGAGCGGCUCGCGGCGAGAAACCAGUAUCGAUUCAAAGUAGUGGCUGCAAAGUUAGCACACGAAUUCAACUCCCAAGGGUUGACAGAGAGGAUGGCGCGUGACCGAUACGGGCAAAUGCUCCGUCGCAUGCCCACUGUUCAAGAGGGACGGGAGGAGGAUGAGGAACAAGAUGCGGAGACGAACGAAGGAGCAGGUGGUCAGACUUCAACUUCCUCCGCUUCGAGUAGUUCAUCUACUGACAAUUCAGGGACCCCUGAUGCUGGAACAGCAAGUGGAGGUCAAAUUAGUAGUGGCUCUUCAGCUGGUGCAGACGUCGCUGAGGAUCAGGACGAACGCGACCGCGCGCGAUGGUGGAUCCGACGCUUGAACGAGCACCGGAGUUCUUCAACUGCCUCACAAUCAAGUUCGGCACCCAUGCAGAACAUCAAUGAAAGGAACAGCGGCAUGGGAGUGUCUUUGCUCGGCGGCAGUCUGAUGUCGUCCCUGCCUGGCGCCGCGUCUGCAAGUAGACUUUGGGGAGGACAGCGUCAAUAUCAGCCUGAACAGGCGGACUCGGAAAUAGAAUCCACGGUGGCAGCAUCCGAAGCCGGUGAUUUGGAUGGCAUCGUUCUGUCGCCGCGUGCAUGCGCACAAAGGUUCGAGUCCUUCGCAGCGCGUAAGAAUUUCGAUAGCGCAACGCUUCGCAUACCGCCCAAGCCGUCAAUUAAUAGUGGCGCGGAGGGGAACGACGGACCGCUUUCAUCCAUGUCAGCCCAUGGCUACACAACGAAGACGUCAUUACCGAUUACCGAUGACGAAAACUCAUCGAAGAAGAGCGAGAACUUAUCGACGCUUUUACCAGAAGAAGAGGCAAACGGAACUCUUGGUAAGACCACUGGCGAGAUGAAGAUAAAAGAGAAUCGUGCUGAGUCGCCCUGUUUUUCCUCACCGGAACCUGUUAUGGUGAGCGAAAACGAUUCCGAAGACAGUGGCACGAAACUCUUCGAUCCCAGUCCAGAGACGCUCGUGAUGGAUGCGUAUCAAGCGGGCAACGAACUGGAAGAACUAGACUAGUUUUUGGCUUCACCACUCUUGUGCGAGGAUGAUCUUCACCAACAGGAUCUCCAGCUUCCCCUUCGGCACUUUUUCUUGGCAUAAUGGCAUAAAAGACCUUCACUUUUUCCUAGUUCGAUGACUGACUGGAUGCUUCUUGUUUGCAUGGCCGACAUGAGACCACGAUGGGAAAUACGAAUUGCAUGAGUGACUCACGGAGUUCAAUAAGCACGAAACCAGAGAAAGUGCGUGGCAAUCGCACACCUCGCUCACCCGUCACAGCUUGGUCCUAUAGUAUAAGUAGAUGAAAAAUGUUUGGAAAAAUAUGUGAACAUGCAUGACUAUGACCGAAAGUAAUGGAUCAACGGGUGAUGUGUGAUUUCUUUCACGAGCUUCCAGGGUGAUCCCCACAUUCUGUCUUACCUACUCGUAAGAGGUGAAGAUGGUUCAAAUCCUCUGUGAAUCGAAAUGUAAGGAAAGCUGAUCCUCCUGC